AUGGAUAAAAUAGAGGUGGAUCCGAAGCUUUUUAUAACUUGUCGAUUAUGUUUGGAUGAAAUGGGCCAGUAUCAAAUUGUUCCAAAUGUACGAACACAAAUAAAGUUCUGUUUUGAUAUAGAUGUUGAUCCCUUUGAUGGUUUACCUCAGUUGAUCUGCAAAAGGUGUGAGACUAUUUUGUCUGACUUCCAUGAAAAAAAGAAAAAUUAUCAAGAAAAGCAACUAGGUCUUAAAAAAAAUGCAAAGCCCAAUUGUAUUGUGACGGCACCUUUACAACAGCAGGAUACUGUAUCAUCAACACAAUCUACUAUACCUGAAACAAAGACUCAACAAUCACUUAAGUUGACUUUAAAGAAGAAACCAAAAUCCCUAGAAACAAAUUUAAAUGAAUCUUUCGAAAUAAAAAAUGAUACUAAAACAGUACGAUCUUGGCGUAAAAAUUACAACAAGUACUUCGCGUGCAGAUUAUGCGCAGCCGUAUACAAGAAUAAAAAGAUUCUUAUGACACAUAUGGAAAGGCACAGUGCGUUGCUACAAAAAUAUGGCCACAUACUAAAGAAAUGUAAAAUUCAGUUGCCUAAAAUCGAUGAAAAAACUAAUUUCGUCAGCUCUAACGACAUGGUUGUUAUGGGUAAAGAUCAAAUUCUGCUAAACAAAUAUGAUCAAUACCGCGUGGUAUACCUAAAAAAUACUUCAGGUUUACAAGAGAAGAAAGAUUUUUCCGAAUCCUUAGAUUACGACGAUUUCAUCACUAACGGGAAACGUAAAAGAUUAAGGCUACUUUCUCAAAGCUCCAAUGAAACAGUUGUAUUGGAAGAACCAAAAAAGAAUGAAGAAUUAGAAACACCGGGUUGCAGUAAAAAUAAAUUACAAAAUAUUGUUAUGGAAUGUGUAGAUAUUGAUUCUUCAGAUUCAGAGCCACCAAGCCCCAAAAAUGAUGAAGGUCGUAAACAAAUCAUUCGUGAGGUUGUUGCAUCCAGUGCCAAGAAAUAUUUGAAUAAUGAUAACGAUAAUUGUAAGGAAAUACAAUUGAAACAUAAACUUCUAAGCAUAGGCCGAAAAGUCGUCAAUAAGAAAUCUUUUAAUUGCACUGGCUUAUUGCGUUACUUGGAACACAAAAAUCUGGAUGUUGAAUGGAAUCCUAGAACUGGUCAAAAUUCUGAAACAGAUUAUGUUCAUGUCAGAACUAAAGUGCAGGACAAUAAAAAUGAUGCUGAAACAGGUUGGAUUAUUGCGAGUGAACUAAAAGGUUCAGACAUUAACACUUAUAUGGAAAAUUUACAAAAAAUAUUGGAAAAUGAUGAGUUGCCAACUCCCGAUCAGAAUUCAACAGAAGAGACUACAGUGGAGCAAGUGGCUAAUGAUAAUGACGAUAAUAUGCUAUUAAAGCUUUUAAAUACAAGUCCCGUUGCGAAUCCCAAACAACUUCCAAAAAAGACCAAAGAGACUACUAACAAAAGCGUUUCCUCUAGCGAUGCAAGUCUAUCUAUGCCCAUCAUUACAGACACAGUUUCCUUGGCCGAUACAGUGAUUGAACGAAUGAAUGAUAAACCAAAAGAGCCUACACCAUUUGUACCGCGAAUAAAAGUUAAACCUGCCUCGCAGUUAAUGGCACACAAAAGCACGACUAUAACUGAGACCACACCAUCGCAAGUUGCUUGGACUAUACCAGAAAAACCUCGAAACCAAAUCCCCCAAUCCGAAUGGGUGGUGAUGCAUACCGUUGAAUUGCCGCAAACAAAAACUUUCUCGCCUUUCAAAUACUUUCAAAAUCUGCUUCAAAUGCACGGUAUUACCUUGUUGGACACCACUGCGCUGGUGCCGAGUGAUUUCGUUUCAUUAAUAAAAUUCAAAUCGGUGUUUAAGCAGGAAACAAAACGCGUCACACUCUCGCUAGGGCUUCUUAGUGAUUCAAGACACUUCUAUAUUAAAGUUACCGAAUCAACGAAUGAACAACUGGAUAUAAAUACUUUAAUACCUACUUGGCAAUGGGAAAUACUUUCUUUAUAUAAAAGUGAGAUUGCUAAUAAUAUAUUGGAAAAUUCUAAGAAAGUCAACCAAAAAAUGUACGAUUCGACUAAUUAUUUUAUCAGUUUGUUGAGGUCCAUCGUAUUCAAAAGGCUUUAG
Messenger RNA from Pieris macdunnoughi, 2127 nucleotides. NCBI's taxonomy places the organism in Eukaryota, Metazoa, Arthropoda, Insecta, Lepidoptera, Pieridae. The record is from the annotation of a GenBank genome assembly.